AUGUCCAGCUGCUAUACCACCAACUCCCCACGAACUCCCGAAACGCUCGGACGAUCCGCGCCUCUGACGCUCCUACGAGACCACCAGAAUAAUCAGGUGUCUCGCCCGCGACUCUCCAUUACCACAUCUUGUGACCCUCCGAAACCUCCCGACUCAGCCUCGCCGCGUUGGCUGACGGCCAUAGACCAGCGCACAAGCGCCUGGGACGAACAUUCAUACAUUGUGUUGAUAGAGAAGAAUCGGGCCCUACCUUGGGCCCCUGGUAUGGCUCAUGAUAUUCAAAGUGGAGUGGACAGCCGCAGUCAGUUCGCUGCGUCGCACCCCGCAAAGGACCAGGCACCGAGCAUCUACGAGACAAAUGGGUAUCUCACGGAGGCAGAGCAGGCAACAACCACGGAGGAAAUCGGACCAAACCUUGGACGUGGCUUAUGCAGACCUGUGAAAAAAUAUUCCGGCGCGGAUCUACACAGGCUCUCCCAAGCCAUGGGAGGAGAUUAUGCAAGCACUCCGCCUAUUGAUGUGCCGCGGCCAAAAGACCGAGACGUGGGGCAGCGAUAUGACAACAGUCAUUUGAAGAGCGGAACACAUGAUGCUGAGCAUGGGGCAAUGUCGUUGGAAGACUAUAUGCGGAACAGGAGACCGUCUAUAUCAUUCAGUCCAGAGGUUGUACUGGAUUCUGGCCACCAUCGUGCCUUGGAAGAACCAAUACGCAGCUCGCUAUCAGCCGCGAAACCUAUCGAUAAGCUUGCAUUGAAAGAACAGGAGAGAUAUCCCACGCGACCUUUCUCGCUGUACAGAACCCAAAGCGAGGCCGACAUCACUGACUACGACUCUGAGACCGGCGAACCUUUAAGGCGACCAUCCCAAUUCGAUAUUGAAGCACAAGAAUCGUUGUCUUCUCCGCUUAAGGUCAACAGCAACCUCACGUUACCACUCCCACCCACCGCCGACUUCGAUCAGGCGGCUUCCUUGACUUCAGAUCUCACCGCAUCUCCAAUACUCGAAGAAGCACAGACGCCUCCAGACAACAUGGAGAUCCUUCAAUCGCCAAUAUCAAUCUUCCCGCCUUUCGCCUUGCCUACAUCUUACGAAGAUUCCAGCGCGUGGCCCAAACCCUACCGGCAGAUUUCUGGCUCGAAAGCCAGAGGGAUCUUUUUGGAAAGAACAAAUAGUAUGCGACAAGCGCGGAGACAGAGUACACGGCGAUCGACCUCCUCAUCUAUGUCCCCAGCAUCAACAUUUCUCUCAAGAUUUGCGCGGGAAGAAGAGUUACCAGAACCAGACAGCGAAGGACAAGAGGUCCGUGACUACGUUCUCGGCAAGCAAAUCGGCUUUGGCGGCUUCAGCGUUGUGAAAGAGGCAUUCACCAUCGAAGGUGACGAAAAAAUAGUGCGGGCAGCAAAGAUAGUACGGAAGCAACUCCCAGGAAAAGAGGAAGCGGAGAACGACCGCCUCCAAGCAGAGUUUGAUCAUGAGGUGCAGAUAUGGCGUUGUAUGGGUCACCGCAACAUCCUUCCUCUUCUCGAGGUCACUGACACCGACUUCGCGACCUUUUGCUUCACCAAAUUAAACACGGGGGGCUCACUGUACGACAAGAUCCGCGUCAACAGGCAAGGCCUAGAUCGAGACCUGGCGCGAAGGUACGCAUUCCAGCUAGCCUCAGCCGUCAGAUAUCUCCACGAAGACGUCAGGAUCGUCCAUCGAGAUAUCAAGCUCGAGAACUGCCUCAUCGACAUUUCGGAUCCUGAUGCUGCGCGUGACGGUGGCAAUCUCCUCCUCUGUGACUUCGGCCUGGCAGAAUUCGUCGCCAACGACAUGCGCAGUAAUUCCCCCGACCCCUUCAACCGGCGCCAGAGCACCCAUGCCCUCCCUUCGCAGCCAAGCAGUCCAUCAGACGCAGCCGUCUCGGUCGCUGGAAGCCUUCAGUAUGCCUCACCCGAGCUGAUCAUGAGCCCUGCGGGUCUGCUCAGCCCGUGCGUCGAUAUUUGGGCAUUUGGUGUAGCGGUCUUCGCCAUGCUGGUCGGUGAUCUGCCCUUCCAGCACACGUUUCAGCCGAGAGUGCAGAUGAUGAUCCUGGCGGGUGAAUGGGACUGUGAGGCGCUAGCGAAGGCACAAGGAGUGGCAGGCUACGAAGAAGAGACGGUGGAGUUCGUACAAUGCUGCUUGGACAUGAGCAGCGACAACAGGUGGACAAUUGGGGAGGUCCUCUCAAGCCGGUGGAUGAGAGGGAUGCAGGAGUUACUGGAGGAGAAGGAAGGGUUCUUCAAGCUUUGA
Molecule: messenger RNA, 2274 nt
Organism: Bacidia gigantensis
Lineage: Eukaryota; Fungi; Ascomycota; Lecanoromycetes; Lecanorales; Ramalinaceae
Exons: 2
Coding region: 1-2274 (757 amino acids)
Biological process (GO): protein phosphorylation; microtubule cytoskeleton organization; intracellular signal transduction
Cellular component (GO): cytoplasm
Molecular function (GO): protein serine/threonine kinase activity; tau-protein kinase activity; ATP binding
Source: RefSeq, a predicted model, not a curated record